CUCCGUUCAACCUCAACGCCCAGCGACGACAACCGCCUGCCCAAACACCGUCAACCCGCCAGGUUUUCCUCGCCGUCGAAUCAAUUCAAGAUGACUCACGAGUCCGUGUGGUACAGCCGCCCCCGCAAGUACGGCAAGGGCUCCCGUGGAUGCCGCGUUUGCACCCACCGCGCUGGUCUGAUCCGCAAGUACGGUAUGAACAUCUGCCGUCAGUGCUUCCGUGAGAAGUCUCAGGACAUUGGUUUCCACAAGUACCGUUAAAUCAAUAUCAACUCGAAUUCCUAUUCACGAUAUUCGUUACAUCCUCGGCGCUCGGUAACAACCAUGGGAAAUAGCGGAAAGGACACCGAUUCGCUUGGAUUCCGACGGGGAAUAUAUGUGGAAUAAUAAAAAGUUGUUGGAGGAAAAUCAUGCACGAUUGCCGGUGUUGACAAUUUAUCAAAGGGUGUCAUGUCGAACCUUUUUUCUUUUCUCCCAAUUCAUACUUGAAUUGAAAUGAGGAACUUUUCUGGAAUCUAUUACUGGGCUUCAUAUCUCUCCCCCCCUUUUCCUUUGCAGCUCCAGACGCGCUGGUCGAUGACUGAAAGAUACAAUGAGCACAUGCUGUUGCACUGCGAUGUUGGUUUGUAGUGCCUGUAAGGAUCGCGGUAGAAGUUUGUGCAAUAAUGACCGGUAUUCAUGCCAUGAAUACGCCGUUCCAUUAUCUCGGCGUGCCUUGCUCUCUCAAAGCCGGACUUCGGGACACGGUCCAAAGCGCUCUACAAGAAUGCCGAAAGAGGUGGCCUAAAGUAGCCCGGCUUUCACAUAGACAAAGUAAAAGAAACUGCCUGGUUACUGACGGAAUAUGUAGAUCGUCCGAUACCUAUGGAGGAAGGAAUUACUCUAACC
Aspergillus alliaceus is the source of this 888-nucleotide messenger RNA. Its product is annotated as 40S ribosomal protein uS14. Gene Ontology annotation, molecular function: structural constituent of ribosome; zinc ion binding. Gene Ontology annotation, cellular component: cytosolic small ribosomal subunit; ribosome. The record is from RefSeq and is a predicted model, not a curated record. The transcript is spliced from 5 exons. Bases 91 to 261 code for a protein of 56 amino acids. Gene Ontology annotation, biological process: translation. Lineage: Eukaryota; Fungi; Ascomycota; Eurotiomycetes; Eurotiales; Aspergillaceae.